UUGAGACUUUGUUCCGAAUAUUUGAACAAUGAGUGGAAGAGGAAAAGGCGGGAAAGGACUCGGCAAAGGAGGCGCCAAGCGUCACCGUAAAGUCCUCCGUGAUAACAUCCAGGGAAUCACCAAACCUGCGAUCCGCCGUCUGGCUCGUCGUGGAGGAGUGAAGCGUAUCUCCGGUCUGAUCUACGAGGAGACCCGCGGUGUUCUGAAGGUUUUCCUGGAGAACGUGAUCCGUGAUGCCGUCACCUACACCGAGCACGCCAAGAGGAAGACCGUGACCGCCAUGGAUGUGGUGUACGCUCUGAAGAGACAGGGACGCACUCUGUACGGAUUCGGAGGUUAAAUCACUGAUCCGCUGGCUGCAGACAACAAAAGGCCCUUUUAAGGGCCACCAACUUCUCUCUAGAGCAGAGAAUCUACGAUUACAUAUCAUAUUUAAAUUGAAGAAUAGUCA
Messenger RNA from Oryzias latipes (Japanese medaka), 451 nucleotides. The record is from RefSeq and is a predicted model, not a curated record. NCBI's taxonomy places the organism in Eukaryota, Metazoa, Chordata, Actinopteri, Beloniformes, Adrianichthyidae.